Molecule: messenger RNA, 1417 nt
Organism: Lactuca sativa (garden lettuce)
Lineage: Eukaryota; Viridiplantae; Streptophyta; Magnoliopsida; Asterales; Asteraceae
Gene: HOT5
Product: GroES-like zinc-binding dehydrogenase family protein
Biological process (GO): formaldehyde catabolic process
Cellular component (GO): cytosol
Molecular function (GO): zinc ion binding; S-(hydroxymethyl)glutathione dehydrogenase [NAD(P)+] activity; alcohol dehydrogenase (NAD+) activity
Source: RefSeq, a predicted model, not a curated record
AUUCACCGAGUGCGAUAUAGUGGGGUUUGGCACUGAGUUUGCCGCCUCACAUUCUAUACCCUUCUAUCCCUCUCCCUCUCCCUCUCCCUCUCCAAUUCAUCAUCAACUGGUUGUGCACAGAUCAAGCGAUGGCUACUCAAGGCAAAGUAAUCACCUGCAAAGCUGCGGUGGCGUAUGAGGCUAAUAAGCCGUUAGUGAUCGAAGAUGUGGAGGUUGCGCCGCCUCAAGCUGGUGAAGUUCGAGUUCAGAUUCUCUUCACUGCGCUUUGUCAUACCGAUGCUUACACUUGGAGUGGCAAGGAUCCUGAGGGUCUUUUCCCAUGUAUUCUUGGUCAUGAAGCUGCUGGGAUCGUGGAGAGUGUGGGUGAAGGGGUGACUGAAGUUAAACCUGGAGACCACGUGAUACCUUGUUAUCAGGCUGAAUGUAGGGAAUGCAAGUUCUGCAAAUCAGGAAAGACCAACCUAUGUGGGAAGAUUAGAGGAGCCACUGGAGUUGGUGUCAUGAUGAAUGAUCGUAAGAGUCGUUUUUCAGUCAGGGGAACCCCAAUAUAUCAUUUCAUGGGAACCUCUACUUUUAGUCAAUACACAGUUGUACAUGAUGUUAGUGUUGCAAAGAUUGAUCCCCAAGCUCCUCUAGAGAAGGUCUGCCUUCUUGGUUGUGGUGUCCCUACUGGCCUUGGUGCAGUUUGGAACACAGCAAAAGUUGAAUCCGGUUCAAAUGUUGCUAUUUUUGGUCUUGGAACCGUUGGUCUUGCAGUGGCAGAGGGUGCAAAAGCAGCUGGUGCUUCGCGAAUAAUUGGUGUAGAUAUCGACAACAGAAAGUUCGAUAGAGCAAAAAACUUUGGUGUGACUGAAUUUGUGAACCCAAAAGAUCAUGAGAAGCCGAUACAGCAGGUUCUUGUUGACAUGACAGAUGGAGGUGUUGAUUACAGUUUUGAGUGUAUCGGCAAUGUUUCCAUAAUGAGGGCUGCCUUGGAGUGCUGUCACAAGGGAUGGGGGACAUCAGUGAUUGUUGGGGUUGCAGCAUCGGGUCAAGAGAUAUCGACCCGCCCGUUUCAGUUGGUUACUGGUCGUGUCUGGAAGGGUACAGCUUUUGGUGGGUUUAAGAGCCGCACUCAAGUGCCUCAGCUUGUUGAUAAAUAUAUGAACAAGGAAAUCAAGAUCGAUGAGUACAUAACACAUAAUUUGACACUUGAUGAGAUCAACAAGGCAUUUGAUUUGUUGCAUGGAGGGGAUUGUCUGCGUUGUGUGCUUACACUUUGAAACAAGCUGAAUCAGAAUUGGGUGCAGUCCUUGAAGCUCAAAUAAAAUAAAUGAAUGUCGUGCCUUUGUUUUUCUUCUGGUUUUUGUGGCUGUGUGAAGAACGAAUGAUAUGGUUUUUUUAGAAAUGAACGAUAUCGCUGUUUUUAUUGCUGUAA